This is a messenger RNA of Euleptes europaea (tarantolino), 837 nucleotides long. It is a transcript of the gene PDC, whose product is annotated as phosducin. The transcript is spliced from 4 exons. NCBI's taxonomy places the organism in Eukaryota, Metazoa, Chordata, Lepidosauria, Squamata, Sphaerodactylidae. The coding region runs from base 85 to 837 and encodes 250 amino acids. Gene Ontology annotation, biological process: regulation of G protein-coupled receptor signaling pathway. The record is from RefSeq and is a predicted model, not a curated record.
GACAUUGGUGGUUACGCCAGAAAAAGUGGACAUAGCACCUGAGCACACCAGAUCCUGCCAGCGUCUGCCAAUCCAGUUACAGUGAUGGAAGAGAAAAAAGGUCCCAGUUUGGAAGGUGAUUUUGAAGCACCUGAGGCUACACAUACAGGACCUAAAGGGGUGAUCCAUGACUGGAGAAAGUUUAAAUUAGAAAGUGAAGGCACAAACACCCUGUCUUUGAGCAAGAAAGAGAUCCUUAUCAGGCAAAUGUCCUCACCCCAUCGCUCUGUCAACAGAAAUGAUACCACCAGAGACAGACUGAUUCGGAAGAUGAGCAUGCAGGAGUACGAGCUAAUUAAUGGUGAAAAAGAAGAUGAAACUUGCCUACGGAAAUAUCGGAAGCGCUGUAUGCAGGACAUGCACCAGAAGCUGAGCUUUGGGCCUAAGUAUGGCUACCUUUCCGAGCUGCAGAGUGGGGAGCAAUUCUUGGAGACCAUUGAGAAAGAGAAGAAAACCACUACCAUUAUUGUCCACAUUUAUGAAGAUGGUAUCAAGGGCUGUGAGUUACUCAACAGCAGUUUGGCCUGUCUUGCUGCCGAAUAUUGCAUGGUGAGAUUCUGCAAGAUCAAGGCCUCUAACACAGGGGCUGGAGACCGUUUCUCUUCCGAUGUUCUCCCAACGCUUCUUGUCUACAGAGGUGGGGAGCUUGUAAGCAAUUUCAUAAGUGUAACAGAACAGUUCAAUGAGGAGUUUUUUGCUGUGGAUGUGGAAAUGUUCUUGAAAGAGUAUGGGUUGCUAUCUCAGAAGGAAAUUCCAGCACUUGGGACUGGCAACAUCGAGGAGAAAGAGAUUGAAUAG